Chrysemys picta bellii (western painted turtle) is the source of this 2371-nucleotide messenger RNA. RefSeq names its product transcription cofactor HES-6-like. The record is from RefSeq and is a predicted model, not a curated record. Gene Ontology annotation, cellular component: nucleus. Gene Ontology annotation, molecular function: RNA polymerase II cis-regulatory region sequence-specific DNA binding; protein dimerization activity; DNA-binding transcription factor activity, RNA polymerase II-specific. NCBI's taxonomy places the organism in Eukaryota, Metazoa, Chordata, Testudines, Emydidae. Gene Ontology annotation, biological process: regulation of neurogenesis; regulation of transcription by RNA polymerase II; anterior/posterior pattern specification.
GCCGGGGAGUGGUGGCGCCGGAGGGGGCGGGGGAGAGGGCAGUGGGGACGCUCGCGAGCCGGCUGGUGCAGAAGGCCGCCCCUGUGAUCCGCUUGCCAGCUGCUGCCUCCACCGCCUCCUGCGCCCCUCCCCCAGCCCGUGGUGUCUGCGCCGCGCUCUGCCAUGGCCCCGUCCUCUCGGCCCAGCAAGAGCCGGCCCAGCCGGGAGGAGGAGGAUUUCUGUGACGCGAGAGGGGGGGACAGGAAGGCCAGGAAGCCGCUGGUGGAGAAGAAGCGGCGAGCGCGGAUUAACGAGAGCCUGCAGGAACUGCGGCUCAUCCUGGCCGACACGGAGUUUCAGGCGAAGAUGGAGAACGCCGAGGUGCUGGAGCUGACCGUGAAGCGGGUGCAGGGCGUGCUGCAGAGCCGGUCCCUCGAAAGUGACAAGCUGCACCGGGAGGCCAGCGAGCGGUUUGCAGCUGGGUACAUUCAGUGCAUGCACGAAGUCCAUACCUUCGUCUCCAACUGCCCGGGGAUUGAUUCCACUGUUGCUGCCGAGCUGCUGAACCACCUGCUGGAGUCCAUGCCUCUCAACGAAGGCAGUUUCCAGGACUUGAUCGCGGAUGUUUUGUCAGAACCCUCCAUCACCUCGUGGCCUGGCAGUGAGGGGCUCUCCCAACCAGCGGGGGUGUCCCCUGCUGCUCUGAGCUUAGCCAGCCCUACUUCAGCUCUUCUAUCCCCUUCCUCCAGUGAAGAGACCUGCUCUGAUCUGGAAGAGACAGAGGCUGAGCAAAGCCCGGCCUCCCCAGCUGGACUGGACAGUUCCAGGACACACAAUGUGCCUUCACCUAGCUUUUCCAAAUCUAUGUGGAGACCUUGGUAAAUAAAGAAACUGCACAGGAAUCAACAAAGAUCUACCUAAUAAUGGGAGAAUACGUGAGCACUGUGUUCUCCUUACAGCCAUUGGAAUGGACAGUGGGGCUUUCAGAUGGUGCAUUUGUGUCUAACGUUACUGUAUUUCAGGACUGCAUAGAUGGCACUCUUACACUGUCAGACCCUGACAGGUUAAUUGUUAAAUGUGUUAACAUUUCAUCUAUUUGUGUGUGAGAUGUUUUGUAACUCUUGGUUUGUUUAGGAGAGUUUGGGGUGUGAGGGUGGGGAGGGAGGAAAGGGGAUUUUUUGUAGCAAAGCUCUUUGGUGGAUGCACAGCAGUAUUUCACAGCCUUGUCUUUCUCUUGGCCCUUAUAAAUGGCCCAAAUAUCACUCCUUUUCUAUUAAGAAAAAGCCCUUGUGCAUUUUAUAUCUUGGUGGUUAACUCAAUGAGAGGUAUAUGACUUAAAUGUGCAUGCACAAUUUUAAGUGUUAUAGUGAUAGUAAAGAUCCCUGAAAGGGAUUGGUGUGGUUAGUAUCUUUAUUAUUUAGUGGUCUAGAAUCUUGCCUUCAGUGAAGGAAGAGUAAACUAGAGAUCAGUUGGAAUUAGACAAACAUUUAAAAUAUUGGUGGCAGGGUGCCUUUUAGAAAUGAGUGUUUUCUGCACAUUUUGCUUUUAGCACAUCUGAGUUUAUUGUGACGUUAUGUAUAUUAGGGUGUCAAAUGUUUUAUUUUUAAUCUUUUUAAUAAAAAAUAUUGAAUUCACAAAUGAUUGCAUGUAUUUUGGAGUGUGAUACACUUCUAACCACUUUAACAUUAAAAAUCCAGUUCCAUAUUGUUUGCUAUUAACAAAUUUGUAACUGUUUUGGACACAAUGCUGGUAAUUUAGCACUUAAUUCUUGUACUAAGCAUUGUUAGCUCAAGUAUUGGAAUUUGAAUGUUUCUUUUGUUUAAUACUGAAAGAUGCUUAAGAUAUUGAAGGGAGCAAUGUAGUUGUGUUGUAGGUUGACUUUAGAACACUAAAAUUCCUGGGCAUGGUUACAUGAAUGCCAUUCUAAAGAAACUACUCUUAACUUGAUUUCCCCAAGUAAGUCUCUUUUUGUAAAGCUGUAGUUAUAAUUUAAGUACUAGGCAGAUGCUUUACUUGUGGCUUAACUUUACCUGUACAUUUUUUCUGCUGAGGAAUGACAGGUGUUGAAAAGAAGUUUGUGAAAUAGAUUUGAAAAUUUUCUUCAAAAAGGAAAUAUUUCCAGUGACCGCUGGAGCAUCAACAUUCCUGUAUACAAGGUGAUACACCUCAAUGUUCCUAUUUUUGGAAGAUAUAGGCUAUUUAUGCUGUGAUAUUACCUUUCACAGAGCUGUCAUUGUAACAGGAAAAGUAUUGUGAAGUUGCUUCCUUAGUACAUGAAGGUAUUUGAGCAUAGAACCAGCUAGGAGAGGAAGCAAAAUAAGUACAUGGGGACUAAGACAUGUAACUUUCCUUUGUUAAUGACCCUAUGGAACAAUAAAAUCAGAUACCUAAA